CAAGGAUAUACAAGUAAAGUAGUUGUGCUUUCAUCUUAUCAGUGACGAUGACGAUAAUUAGGAGACGAUCUCCAAUGUUCUUUACUGGUUCUAGUGUCUUUGCAGUAUUCACUAUAUGCCUCAUUGCUGGUACAGAGAUGGCAGCAGCAUGGAAAAGGGAUAUGUGCGUUGAUGGGGAUGUAUACCUCGACUCACAGAAUGGACGUAAAGAGAAAAUGGAUUGCAAAUUUUGUGAGAAGUGGUGUAUGGACGAAUGUUCCGACAUGGAUCUUCCAGCUGUCUCAUAUGGGUGUCGUGAUGGUGGUGACAUGAGAUGUAAGUGUUGCUGUGGAAAAUCAUCACCACUCUCCGACCCUCCUACACCGCCAACCCUUCUUCCACUAUCCCUAAACGAUUUUGAAGGCGCAUGGCCACAUGAUUAUGAUAUAUGCAAACCACAAGAACAAGAAAAAUAUCUAAAGAUUAAACACCCACAUGGAAGGCAUUGCCUUAAGAGACCUGAAUGCGAGGAACGUUGCCAGAAAGAGGGGCUUUGGAUGACAAGGGCAGAGUGCGGAGCAGGUGGUCGCGCUUAUCCUGACCCUAGUUAUGAAUGGUAUGAGCAGUGUUGUUGUGGGAAGUCCAAACCACCGCCUCCGCCGCUGCCGCUGCCGCCUCCGCCUCCACCUCCUCCACCACCACCACCUACACCUACACCUACACCUACACCUACACCUACACCUACACCUACACCUAUACAUUCACCACCACCGCCUCCACCAUCGCCUUCGCCUCUGCCCCCGUCUCCACCUCCUCCACCUCUUCAAUCGUGCACAGAUAUGUCUUUUUCAGAUCUCUGCGAAUGUUGUCUUGCAACACAACCUAAACCUUCACCUCAAUCUCCAUCUCCAACACAACCCAUACCUACACCUCCACCUUCAUCUCAAACUCCACCUCCAACACCACCCGUACCUACACCUCCGCCUUCAUCUCAAACCCCAACACCACCCGUACCUACAUCUCCACCUUCAUCUCCAUCUCCAUAUCUACCCUCAUCUCCGUCCCCAACACCACCCGUCCCUACAUCUCCAUCUUCAUCUCCAUCUCCAUCUUUACCUUCAUCUCCACCCCAAUCUUUACCUUCACCUUCAUCUCCGUCUCCAUCUCCACCUCCAUCUCCAUCCCUACCUUUACCAUCAUCACCCCCACCAACUCCAAAGAAUAUGUGCGACCCCGUGGACAUAUAUCUAACUUUUAAACCAUGUGGUUGUGAUACGUGUACAAGCGAGUGCAUGAAAAAAUGUUCUGGAAUGGCAGGUUUUGUGGCAAUGCAGCGGUGCACAGUAGAAAAUUCUUCGCAGGUGUGUGAAUGUUGUUGCAAAAACAACAUUCCAUCAGGUUGUUUUGCGUCAAGUUGAUCUGUUUCAGGAAAACUUCGUUUUGUGAACUUUUUCGUUAAGAGUCUGUUGGUCGCCGGUGUGGCAUAGUCGCAUAGAGUUCCAUUUUAAAGUUCUUUUAGUAUUUGGAAUAACCUCAAAUUUGUUAAAAAUGGCCAAUUUGAGUCCGUUUUGGGUUUUUUCAUCCUUUCUUGUUAUACAAGUUAGGGUUUUUCCCAAAUUUAUUUGUGUCAGUCCAACUUAUGAUUCAAGUUUAUUUAUAAAUUAACUAGGUAUCUCUCCGGUCUACGGACCGGGACUCAACCUCUUUGAUUAUUUGGUGAUGUACGAGUUUACGCCAAUAUAUAA
Messenger RNA from Papaver somniferum (opium poppy), 1724 nucleotides. RefSeq names its product basic proline-rich protein-like. The transcript has 2 exons. The record is from RefSeq and is a predicted model, not a curated record. Lineage: Eukaryota; Viridiplantae; Streptophyta; Magnoliopsida; Ranunculales; Papaveraceae. The coding region runs from base 48 to 1397 and encodes 449 amino acids.